This is a messenger RNA of Cordyceps fumosorosea ARSEF 2679, 894 nucleotides long. RefSeq lists its product as hypothetical. NCBI's taxonomy places the organism in Eukaryota, Fungi, Ascomycota, Sordariomycetes, Hypocreales, Cordycipitaceae. The transcript has a single exon. The record is from RefSeq and is a predicted model, not a curated record. The coding region runs from base 1 to 894 and encodes 297 amino acids.
AUGUCUGCCACUAACUCUGACACUUGUAUUCAUACCACGGCCGGACCUAUCGAGGCUGAAGUUUCCGGCUCAGGUAUACCAGUUCUCAUCUUACACGGGAGUCCUGGAGGAAUCGAUGCCGCCUGCUCCAUGAGUCGCUUCCUCGACAAGGACACGUUUAAAGUCAUCUGCCUCUCACGCCCCGGCUAUCUCAACACGCCGCUGCCUCCCGUACACCGUUCCAUCGAUGCCGAAGCGGAUCUUCUUGCCGCACUACUUGAUGCGUUGGACAUCCCACGCGCUGGUGUUCUGGCCUGGUCUGGCGGCGGCCCAGCUGCGUACCAGCUCGCCUCUCGAUAUCCGGACCGCGUGGCUUGCCUAGUAAGCAUUGCGGCCCUGAGCUCGGCCUGGAUCGCACCACCAAAGGCACACAUGACAGAACGUAUCCUGUUCGGCACGAAGCUCGGAGACGGGCUUCUCAGAUUCCUGUCCUCAAAGUCGCCCAAGAAUGUGAUUGCGGCAGCGUUAAAGGGGGAGGGCUCGCUUCGCGGCGACGAGCUGGACGCCUUGGUCGAGCAGGUCAUGGCUGAUGCCGCCCAGCGACAGCUCGUACUCGAGAUUGCCCUGACCGUCAACGUGGGCGGCAGGCGGAAGCAAGGCUGGCAGAACGAUGUCGCCAACUUUGCAGCGAUCGAGAGCUUAGGCCUGGAACAGAUUCAAUGCCCCGUUCUGCUCAUCCAUGGAGAUGCCGAUACAGAUGCACCCCCAAGCUGCAGCGAAUCGGCGCAUGCACGCCUACCGCGCAGCGAGCUUGUCAUGAUGCCGAGAGGUACGCACCUCUCAUUCUACGCGCAUCCAGAAGCGAGCCAUGUUCAAGAAAGGACAAGGAAGUUUUUAGAGCACGCAAAAGCUUGA